AUGCCCAUUUUGCCCUUCGAUUCAAUGCUCUUUUGUCUAGCGCUCUUCCUUGUUCAGCUUAUUUCCCUUGCCGGUUUCCUCCACCAGGCGUAUCUUCCUACGCAUUCGUUCAUGCAUGGAUUCGACCUAUCAAUUUUCCCAUAUAUCUCUACGAGCAGUGAUGGGGGGAUUUUCGUGGAUACAACACCGAAUCCUAUGCCAUUGAUCAUAGAAGACAGUUCAAUGGGUGAGGGACUGCACGAGGAUCAGAUUCGUCGAUGUGUGAGAGAGAAGAAGCACGUGGUGGAUGUAUGCUGCAUCUGUCUGGGGAAUUAUGUCGACGGAGACGAUGUUGGGGUCCUGAAUUGCAGCCACGAGUUCCACACAAACUACAUCAAGCAGUGGUUGCUACAAAAGAAUCGGUGCCCCAUCUGCCAGCGGAAGGCAUUUGAGUCCUAG
Messenger RNA from Salvia hispanica, 438 nucleotides. Lineage: Eukaryota; Viridiplantae; Streptophyta; Magnoliopsida; Lamiales; Lamiaceae. The record is from RefSeq and is a predicted model, not a curated record.